UCGACAAAUGAAUAUAACACAUCACGCUAGAAUCACAUCCAUAAAAGUUCUGUAGGAUCGGAACGGGCAAGCAAUGUGGGCAAGCAAGCAUUGAGGAAGUACUGGAGGGAUAAAAUCAGACAAGAUAGUGUUCGACUAUCCAUAUGAUAUCUUAACACACAUAACGGGCUACUAUGGAACUACGUUGUUCAAGGGACCGACAGCGAUAAAAUCCCUUAUGUUUCACACCACGAGAAGGAAAUACAGUCCGUUUGGUGAGGAAAGUGGGACCUUCUUCUCUUCAAACAUAAAAGAUGGAAUGGUUGUAGGAUUCCAUGGGAGGAAUGGAUGGUACAUUGACAGCAUUGGAGUCUAUGUUCUUGAGGGGAAAGUUUCAGUGUCGCCACAACCUACUCCUCCCACUAACUCAUUCGACACGCUGAUCUCCGAGGUUGAUAAUCCUCAAGUGUCCAAUAAACUAGUUGUCGCGAAGAGAAGCGGACCCGGUGAGGAGGUUGUUUAUGGUGUAGUAAAAGAACUAGUCCCAAGAGGGCGCGGGCCAUGGGGCGGCGAUGGAGGUCGGCCUUGGGAUGAAGGUGUGUUUUCAGGCGUCAAACAAAUUUUCCUGACAAGAGGAGAAGUGAUGACAUCGAUACAGAUCGAGUAUGAUCGGAGCGGACAAUCUUUUUGGUCUACAAAACAUGGUGCCGGCGGCGGAGAGGCCACGCAUAUGAUCACAUUCGACUACCCAAACGAGGUUCUCAAUUGCAUUAGUGGCUAUUACGGCUCUAUCAACAGUGAUGAGGGACACAAGGUGAUCAGAUCACUCACAUUCUACACCAGUAAAGGGAAGUAUGGCCCAUAUGGAGAGGAUAUUGGGACCUUUUUCACUUCCAAAACUAUUGAGGGGAAGGUAGUUGGCUUCCAUGGACGGAGUGGAUUGUAUGUUGAUGCGAUUGGGGUCCGCAUGCAACAUUUGUUGGGAGAAAAAAGGCCGUCCAAAUCUUUAAUCUCAAAAUUUUUCGGUUUGAUCAUCUACUAAUGGAAGUAUUUAUGUCGACGCCACAUCGAUAAGUAGUUAUAUUUCGACGAUGAAAUGGGUUGUAUAUGCUUACUGAAAUUAAUAUGUAUUUACAAUUAUACACGUAUAUAUA
This is a messenger RNA of Magnolia sinica, 1133 nucleotides long. RefSeq names its product jacalin-related lectin 3-like. Lineage: Eukaryota; Viridiplantae; Streptophyta; Magnoliopsida; Magnoliales; Magnoliaceae. The coding region runs from base 218 to 1021 and encodes 267 amino acids. Gene Ontology annotation, molecular function: carbohydrate binding. The transcript has 4 exons. The record is from RefSeq and is a predicted model, not a curated record.